Penicillium waksmanii is the source of this 1014-nucleotide messenger RNA. Its product is annotated as fungal specific transcription factor domain-containing protein. Gene Ontology annotation, biological process: positive regulation of transcription by RNA polymerase II; DNA-templated transcription. The record is from RefSeq and is a predicted model, not a curated record. NCBI's taxonomy places the organism in Eukaryota, Fungi, Ascomycota, Eurotiomycetes, Eurotiales, Aspergillaceae. Gene Ontology annotation, molecular function: sequence-specific DNA binding; zinc ion binding; DNA-binding transcription factor activity, RNA polymerase II-specific. The transcript is spliced from 8 exons. The coding region runs from base 1 to 1014 and encodes 337 amino acids.
AUGGAAAGGGAGUUACGACUGAAAGGGUUAGAGGCGGCAGUGAAUGAGAACCGUGAUACUUUGAACCAAAUCAAUGACGAAAGAGGUGACAGGAGCUUCCAGGGGAGGAAUCCAAUUAACGAGGCUUAUAGCCCCAUUUCAUCUCAUGAAUCUUGCACUAGAGGUAAUUUGUCUUGUGGAGUCCCAAUUGAUUUGGCAACUCAUGGACAGCACCUCCAACGUGACAUUACGGUUCUUGAUAUGAUCCAGAUCCAGAAUUCAUGUUCAGAUAUCAGUGAAGAUCUCCCGCCUCUCCCAUCCGAUGCUAGAGCUAGAGAGCUGGUUGACACGGUCUACUUCUAUACCCAAGCUCGUUAUUGCAUAAUUGACUGGGUUCAGCUGCGAGAGUGGCAUCGGGAUCGCGAAUCAAUUGCUUACGCUACCACAUCGGACCCAGUGGAUCUGCAAAUCGGCUCAUUUUUCAUUUGGAUAAUUUAUGCCAUUGGUGCUUGCUUAGUUCCAAUCUCCGAAAGCUCCACUGAGGCAUACUUUUAUCGCGCCCGAGCUUACAUACCAAUAGUCAUGUCUGCGCAGAACAUGGAUAUGGUACAAGCUCUUCUAUGUCUGGUACAGUACUCUUUUCGGGCCCAGAAUGAUUCUCCUUUAUGGGAUCUAGUAGGUAUCGCUCUACGGCUGUGUGUCAAAUUGAAAUAUCAUCGAAGAAUUGGGCGCCCAUAUAACCCUCGGAGCCUCAGUGCGUACAAGAUGGAGCUUCAGAAGCGAUUCUUCUGGUGUGCAUACUGCUUUGAUCGGCUGGUGUCAAUGUUGGCAAAGCUUCCAUUUGGAAUCAGAGACGUGGACAUUGAUGUCGAGCUGCCGGUUGAUAUCAACGACACUUGUAUUGAUGAGGAGGCAAUUCGAAGUCUACAAGAGAGGCAGAUAAAUGAGAACACAACAACUAUGAAAGGCAUAACAACGGUCGGUCUAUCAAAUCAAAUGCACAAAUUGCCCUCAAGUCAUGCUGAUGAUGAGUAG